AUGCCUGAAAGCCAACAAAAAAAUACUUUAAGAGAUGAAAAAAGAAGAUAAAAGGAAAAAGAAUAUUAGAGAAAUGGAUGCAUAUUGCAUUUUACUAGAUAAAUAAGAAAAAAGUGGUAAAAAGAAAGAGAUGAAAAAAUCAAAUGAUA
Messenger RNA from Paramecium pentaurelia, 149 nucleotides. The record is from the annotation of a GenBank genome assembly. NCBI's taxonomy places the organism in Eukaryota, Ciliophora, Oligohymenophorea, Peniculida, Parameciidae.